Amphiprion ocellaris (clown anemonefish) is the source of this 1676-nucleotide messenger RNA. It is a transcript of the gene aaas, whose product is annotated as achalasia, adrenocortical insufficiency, alacrimia. Gene Ontology annotation, molecular function: protein binding. The coding region runs from base 26 to 1588 and encodes 520 amino acids. Gene Ontology annotation, cellular component: nuclear pore. Gene Ontology annotation, biological process: nucleocytoplasmic transport. The record is from RefSeq and is a predicted model, not a curated record. NCBI's taxonomy places the organism in Eukaryota, Metazoa, Chordata, Actinopteri, Pomacentridae. The transcript has 16 exons.
GUGGCGGGGUUUCACCGAGCUGAAGAUGUGCUCUCUGGCUCUGUUCCCUCCUCCGCUGCCCUCCGGACAGACCACACUGUGCGAGUCCAACAACGAGCUGCUGUCCGGGGCCAGCACUGAAGACCGACUGAAGCAGGAGUCCAGCCCCCUGAGUCUGCAUUUCCCCCGAGAGUCUCUGAAGCUCCACAGCCGCACAGAAAGCAGCAGCAAGGCAGCAUUUCUGGAUCACUCUGAAACACUGUGGAUGAGGAGUGCAGCAGCAUGGCGGGAUGGUGGUUUCACAGGGCUGCUCAAUGAAAUUACCAACUCGCAUACAGAGGUGCCUAAAUGGCUGUCAAUGAGUUCUGGUUGUAUCCUGGCGUUGCUCCGAUGGGUCUCUUCCUUUCACGGCUCCUUGUUUCCUCACCUCACAUUGAGCAGUGAGGACAUGAUCGCUGAGUUUUCACAGGUGCUAAACUGGUCAGACUGUGUUGUGCGAGCCUUUGCAUGGCAUCCUCAUACAGAUAAAUUUGCUGUAGCCCUGCUAGACGACUCCAUCAAGAUCUACAAUCCCAAAAGUGCCACUACUCCCACACUGAAGCACCGUCUACAGAGGAGCGUUGCAGCGGUGCAGUGGAAGCCGCUGUGUGCGUCUGCGCUCGCUGUGGCCUGUCAGAACUGUUUGCUGGUUUGGCAUGUGGACCCCUGCUCACUGUCAACCAGGCCUUCGUCUGGUUGUGCUCAGGUUUUGUCUCAUCCUGGUCACUCUCCUGUCACUUCCAUCGCCUGGUCUCCCAGCGGAUCUCUCCUCCUGUCGGCUUCACCGAUGGACUCAACUAUGAUGGUUUGGGAUGUGGCUGCUGAAAGCUGCGUACCACUCCAGCGUGUUGGAGGAGGUGGGGUCAGCUUCCUGUCCUGGUCACCUGACGGCAGCCAUGUCCUGGCUUCUACACCGUCUGCUCUGUUCAGGGUUUGGGAGACCAGGAUGUGGACAUGUGAGCGCUGGCCAUGUGUGAAAGGUCGCUGCCAGUCCGGCUGCUGGAGUCCAGAUGGGAGUCGACUUCUCUUCACUGUUCAGGGAGAGAUGGUCAUCUACGCUCUGACCUUCACUGACGCUCCAGCAGGUGUUCCUACGAGCACGUCACAGGGGCCACAGGCAGCAGCUGUGGUGGCCGACCUAUCAGAGACAACCUUUAGCACACCAGAUGGAGACAUCGUUGUUGGUGGAGAGAUCCAGUCUUUAGUCUGGGAUCCAAGAGGAGAGAGACUUGCAGUGCUUCUUAAAGGUGAUCCACAAGCAGCAGACCGACCCGCGAUCAUCGCUGUGUUCAAGACCAGAGCCAACCCCAUCUUUGAGCUUUUGCCAUGUGGGUUUGUCCAAGGGGAGGCGGGAGCCGAGCCGAGACUGAUGCAGUUCCACCCCAAUUUCCAGCACGGAGCUCUGCUCACUGUGUGUUGGUCCAAUGGAAGAAUUACCCACGUGCCUUUCUAUUUCGUGAGCGCUGGCGUCCCUCAUUUUGGCCUCAGCGGCAGUCCGUUGCUGCCUCACCCACAGCAAAGACCUGCUGACUUUGUCAAUCAGUCGCUCUUCACAGAGUUCCUCUCCUGACCAACCUACACUCACCAGCACACACUCACAAGUGAUUGUUAUCAUCAUGGAUUUUGUUAAUAAAUUUGUAGAAUGUUCUUGCUUUACA